Messenger RNA from Arvicanthis niloticus (Nile rat), 1947 nucleotides. It is a transcript of the gene Dytn, whose product is annotated as dystrotelin. Gene Ontology annotation, molecular function: zinc ion binding. Gene Ontology annotation, cellular component: plasma membrane. The record is from RefSeq and is a predicted model, not a curated record. Gene Ontology annotation, biological process: synaptic signaling. Lineage: Eukaryota; Metazoa; Chordata; Mammalia; Rodentia; Muridae.
AUGGACUCAAGUAAGCAGGGUGCUCUUAAUAGAAUUGAGAAUUCUGUCUAUAGAACAGCCUUCAAAUUACGAUCUGUGCAAACUCUUUGCCAAUUGGACUUUAUGGACAGCUCCCUGAUUCAGCAGGUCCUAUGGUAUGGACAUUUUGGGGAGAGCACAGACACCUCCAUUUCUGGGCAGCAGCUUUUUCAGGAGCUCCGGGAGCUGUUUCAGAGAACUGGGAUGAGAAAUCCAGCCCCAGUGCACCCAAGGGCACCAGAGCUCACUCUGAGUCUUCUUCUGGCCAUGUUUGACAGAACAGGAUCAGGUAUUCUCAAGCUUCAACCUGUGGCUGCUGCACUGGUUGCCCUCUCUGGGGACAGCCCUCUUACAAAGUAUAGAGCAUUUUUCCAGCUUUAUGCAGAAAACAACAGGAGAGGCGAUGAUUCCCAAGCCCGCAUGAGCCGAAGAGUUUUGAGAGCCCUACUAACAGAUCUACAGCAGAUCCCAACUGUUGUGGGAGAGAGCUGCACUUUGUGUCCCGUGGAAAGUGCUAUCCACAGCUGCUUCCGAGGGGUGUUGAGCUCUGGAAUCAAGGAGGAGAAAUUCCUGUCUUGGGCACAGUCUGAGCCUCCUAUCCUCCUGUGGCUCCCAACCUGCUACCGACUGUCAGCCUCGGAAACAGUCACUCACCCUGUGCGGUGUAGUGUCUGCCGAACCUUCCCAAUCAUAGGACUGAGAUACCGCUGUCUAAAGUGCCGUGACUUUGACAUCUGCGAGCUGUGUUUCUUAACUGGGCUCUACAAAAAAUCCCACCAGAGGUCACACACUGUGAUGGAGGACUGUGUCCAGAUGUCAGCAACAGAGAAUACAAAACUCCUCUUCAGGAGCCUCAGAAACAACCUGCCCCAGAGAUGCCAGAGGGCAGGAGCCGUGGGGAGACAGUGGCUGCUGGGCCAGCUGGCUUCAAGGAACUCAGCUAAGCACGGGCAGGCCAGGCUUUGCAUUCAGUAUAAAGGCCCUAAAGCCCCGAUAUAUGCAAGCUCAACCAGAGCAGUGGAAACAGCUGCCACAAAAACCACCAGAGUCCUGUGUCAAAGGCCAUCACCUGCUCUGCAAGCAAGUGACAACCCACACCACCAGACCAUAGUCAACAUUAAGAAUGAACUGUGGAGGACUCGUGACUCUAUCAGUGCUCUACACAGGGAAAGAAGGCUCCUUAGAAAACAGUUACGCAGAUACAAGCACAAAUUGCAAGGCACAUACGCCUUACAGGAAGAGCAGAACUGCAGAUUUGCAAUGAAGAUUCGGGAGCUCACAACCAACCAAGAUAACCUAUGGACCAAGCUACAACAGAUGAGACGAGACCUACAGGCACUGUUGCCGCCAUUCCAUCCUUCUUCUUCUCCUCAAACCACAGUAUCCAAGAUUGUCUAUUCUUUACCAGAAGAUGGCUUCUGGGAAGGAACUGAGUCUUCCUGCAUCGAGAGUGUCACUAGAGAUGGUCUAGAAUGGGAGCCUCUUCCUACCUCUGCCCAGGUGGACAGAAAGCACAAAUGCCAGGCAAGUUCAGGGAAAGCUUUACCAGGCUCUGAAUCCCCAGAGAUCAUUUUGCAAAGCACCAGGAAACAGAGUCACCCACAAAAGAUGUUGAGGAAAGUCUAUAGCUCCCCAUCUGCACACCAGGAGGAACUGCAGGACAGUCUCCAGAUUCCUCCUACUGAGGUGAACAACCCUGCUAAAACACCUUCAGCAGGGAGAGCGAUAGACUGGUUCAGUGAGAAGAGAAACAACCUGCAGGAUGAGGAGCUACAAACACUCUUGCCCAGACUCCUGGGUGCCUUUGACUUAGACUCGUCAACAGGUCCGCAGCCUUUGGUGGACAUGGAGCUGUAUGGUAGAGCCGAGCAGGUGUGCAGGGCCUUCUCUGCCCUUGUGGAUCAAAUCACCUUGCCCAUCUUAGAGUGA